GUCCGCUGACAGGCCUCAGAACAGACCAACGGACGGCAAGCUAGAAAGGCAGGGCGCCCCGAGCCGGCUAAUCCGGGAACGCGCUCCGGGAGGGUGGGGCCUGGGCUCGCCUCCGGAAGCUAAGGGAUUUAUUUCCGCGGGACGAGCGACCCUGUGGACGGAAGCCAGAGCGUGAGUGCUGGUGGGAGCCGCAGCCAGCGGCUGGGACGGUUCUGGGGGCGGGGCCGGUAUUUCCUGAGCCGAUAUUUAUCACGUGCCUACCGAGGCUGACCCUGGGAAUGGCGGCGUGGAAAUGACAGCCCUUCCAUUCCAAGAAAUACAGUUUAGCGACGGGGCAAACUAAUAGCGUCGUAGGCGCCGUGGCACCUUGACUAUGAAUGUAGGAGUUCGACGCCAGCCUGGAUAACAGUGAGACACUGUCUCAAACAGAACGACACGAACAGGCACAAGAUUAACGUGCCCGGGCUUAAGAAGGAGCUGGUUCGUCGCAGCAGGAUCCCGCUUGUCUAUGAAAUGCAGUUGACAUGUCAGCUGGACCUAUUUCCAGAAUGCAGGGUGACCCUUCUGUUAUUUAAAGAUGUAAAAAAUGCUGGAGAUUUGAGAAAGAAGGCCAUGGAGGGCAGCAUUGAUGGUUCGUUAAUAAAUCCUACAGUGAUUGUUGACCCAUUUCAGAUACUUGUGGCAGCAAACAAAGCAGUUCACCUCUACAAACUAGGAAGGAUGAAGACACGAACUCUAUCUACUGAAGUUAUUUUCAACCUGUCCCCAAAUAACAAUAUUUCAGAAGCUUUGAAAAAAUUUGGUAUCUCAGCAAAUGACACAUCAGUUCUAAUUGUUUACAUUGAAGAGGGGGAAAAGCAAAUAAAUCAAGAAUACCUCAUAUCUCAAGUAGAAGGUCUUCAGGUUUCUCUGGAAAAUCUUCCUGAAAUAACAAAUAUUUCAGAAGUCAAAAAGAUAUAUAAACUGUCUUCACAAGAAGAAAGCAUUGGGACAUUAUUGGAUGGCAUCAUUUGUAGAAUGUCAACAAAAGAUGUUUUGUGAAAUGUUAGAAAUAUUAACAGAAAUUAUCCGCAUUAAACACUUAUUUUUUAAUCAUGUCUAUACUUCUA
Octodon degus (degu) is the source of this 1109-nucleotide messenger RNA. It is a transcript of the gene Tprkb, whose product is annotated as TP53RK binding protein. Bases 514 to 1041 code for a protein of 175 amino acids. Gene Ontology annotation, biological process: tRNA threonylcarbamoyladenosine modification; telomere maintenance via recombination. Lineage: Eukaryota; Metazoa; Chordata; Mammalia; Rodentia; Octodontidae. The record is from RefSeq and is a predicted model, not a curated record. Gene Ontology annotation, cellular component: nucleus; cytosol; EKC/KEOPS complex. The transcript is spliced from 5 exons.